GUGAUCAUCCAAGAAGUGGCUACCAAAAAAGUCACCACUUUCUCUGAGGUCCUGUGGCUCUCUAUACUGGAAAUCACAGAGUGACACUGGCUGCAGCCAGCACGGAAGGGGCCCUGGGUUUGAAGGCUCAGGGGCCUGGGACAAUGAGAAGUGAGGCCCUUCUCUUGAUUCACUUCUGUUAGUGAAUCCUGGUAGUGGGAGUUCUUCCUAGGAUUCAUGGAGAAACUCCUGCUGCUCUUCUUUUUUUCCUGGAAAAAAGAACCCAUUUUUCCACUGGCAGAAAAGACUCCCACUGGUAACUUAAGAAAUCACAGGAUACACCUACAGAGGCUUUGUGAUUUCAUCCAGUUCCCAUGUCACCUCCGAGAGCUGUUCUCAGAUGAUCAACAACCCACAGCUAAUAUUUACUAAGUGCUUGCUCUUGAUGUCGAGUGACUGGUGCUCAGUAGACACUGGUUUCCUCCCUUCCUUCCUGGCUGCUUUGAAGAGAAUAACAGAGGAGAUCACCAAAGCUUCCCAGACCGGAGUGAUUUUUUUAAAUACCAAAGAAGAGCCAAGUUGCCCUGAAAGAUCAUGAACUUGUCAUCUGAGCACUGCAACAUAUCAGAUUGGCUGAGGCUGGAAGCAACAGUGAAGGCCUCUGUGUACAUGGUUGCCUUCUUCUUUACCACAUUUGUCACUGUCAUCAUCAUCACGAUAGUGUCCCAGAAUUCAAAGCUGAAGAAAGAGGUCCGAUACGUCCUCCUGUGCCAUCAUCUGCUGUGCAUCUCCUCCUACUGUGGCCUGGGGGUGGUUUUCCAAGGGAUGCGGGCUCUGCUGGCCAACAGCCCUGUGCUGAUGUGCUGGGUGGUAUUUGGGGUCCAGCUAAGUGUUGGAGAAGGGAUCCUCUUCACACUGGCCUUGAUGGCUGUCAACACUUACCUGGCCAUUUGCUGGCCUUUGAAAUCUCUGUCCUUUGUAGAUUCAGUUAAGUAUAGGAUUCUGGCUGGGUCUUGGAUAAUUAUUAUAUUCAAGAAUGUUUGCUUAUUCCUCAUAGAGGGCACUACCUCCACUCAGGUGGCUGUCUUAAAAUCUGAACCCCUUUGCCCUGUGAUCUUGAAUGGCUCUGCUGCCAGAGCCAUUGGCAUGGUUUUCCUUUUCUUUCUUCUGUUCAUCAUUCUUAUAAGUUACUCUCUGAUCUACCAAGAGGGAAAACGAGCUGGCCAUUUUAAUAGAUCAAAUAUCAAGGCAAGGAAAACAGUCCUUAUUCAUUUAGUGCAGAUGGGUUUACAUGUAAUACCAACCCUGGUAUUCAUAGGUUUGGGAAAGAUGUGUGGGGUGUUUUUCUUUGCUUUAAAUAUGGUGCUUUUUGGAGUCUUUGCAUUUGCCCAGUGUCUUAACCCUUUGAUCUAUGGGCUCUGGAAUAGAGAGCUGCAGAGUAAAUUGUACCAUUGGAUGUGCUGUCAGCUAUAGUGUGGUCACAUGAUGAACAACAGAGAGCCAGUUUAACCCAAAACUCAGUCAUUUUGAUCAAUAACUCUAGCCUUAAUGGACCAUCAGCUAGGCUUGAGGACUUGCUUUUUACUAAACCUAAAAUUGGUGCCUUGGUUUGAUGUUGAAAGUAAUAUGAAUAAAUCAGAGUAAUUCACCUGGCUUGCAAA
This is a messenger RNA of Canis lupus familiaris (dog), 1640 nucleotides long. RefSeq names its product probable G-protein coupled receptor 148. The coding region runs from base 574 to 1452 and encodes 292 amino acids. NCBI's taxonomy places the organism in Eukaryota, Metazoa, Chordata, Mammalia, Carnivora, Canidae. The transcript has 3 exons. Gene Ontology annotation, cellular component: membrane. The record is from RefSeq and is a predicted model, not a curated record. Gene Ontology annotation, biological process: G protein-coupled receptor signaling pathway. Gene Ontology annotation, molecular function: G protein-coupled receptor activity.